Manacus vitellinus (golden-collared manakin) is the source of this 793-nucleotide messenger RNA. RefSeq lists its product as uncharacterized. The record is from RefSeq and is a predicted model, not a curated record. NCBI's taxonomy places the organism in Eukaryota, Metazoa, Chordata, Aves, Passeriformes, Pipridae. Bases 1 to 768 code for a protein of 255 amino acids. The transcript has 6 exons.
AUGCUAUCGGGCUGCGCGGCGGUCCCCCCCCCAGAGAAAACGGCACAGGGCGGCAGAUACAACGUCAGGCUCUGCAGGAGCCCUGGGCCUCACUUAGGGCUUCCUGUGGAGCAUGAAGUGCUGCUGCUGCCGGGAGAGAGAAAUCCUUUGGGAAGCUGGGAUACAAACAGCAACUCUGUGAAUUGCUCAGCUUUUCAUAGGACAAGGAAAAUCAUUGCCUUGGGUCCAGCGAUGCCAAAUGCGUUGGAGUGUGAGCAGCCACAGGCAACAGGCUCCAGCCCCGAUGACCAGCACUGGGGGCACCUGGUCCUGCCCGUGGGGUGGGUUGCUGUCCAGAAUCUCUCCGACAAAACCUAUUGGAAAGUUAGAGUUUGGCAGGGCUGGGACAAGGAGGACUCGUGCGAGCACCUCCAGAGACAGCGGGAACGGGAGCGUGCUGCAGAGAAGGAAAAUUCCAGGAAGUGGGCUGUGACAAGGGGAUGUCCUCCCACUAGGCUGAGGAUCAGGGUAGGCUCUGCCCAGGGGACGACUGCCACUGCUGGACAGGGAAGAGCACCUUUGCCCCCACCCCCGGCAAACUGGGAAGGAGUAACAUCUGCCUGCAGCUGGCUGGAGUUCCUGUUGGCUCUGGGCUUUCUGUCCAUGGGCCGGGGUUCAUGGCCAGAGUCCUUCAAACCUGGGGAACAGUGGCCUUCACACCAUCCCUGCAGCCCGUCCAGCGCAGGCUGUUGCUCAUCGGCCCCUGAUCGCAGGUGGAUAUGGAAGUGAUGGUGUUUAGGGAAUGCUGAUUGUA